CCUUGCUAUAUCAUAUUGAGCUUAAAGUUGCAAUAGCUGUGAGGAAGAAACUGUUUUUGAAAUGGGUAGCCUGUGGUCUGAGUCAGCUACCACAGGGGAAGUAGCGGAAAGGAUGGUUAGCUGGGUGGGAGAUGUCUUAUUUGCUUGUUUAACGACACUGGUGGUAAAUAAAUUUGGUUGAUGGCAGUGAAGAGCUAUAUAGACGUAUAAAACUACAAAUAAAAUAAAAUAAAAUACAAAAGGUGUGUGCAUGUGUAUGAUAAGGUGCAUUUGCUACACACAAAAAUACAGUGUCUGUAUUUUGCCAACGUAAACAAAAAUCAUUACAGCGAUGAUCAAUAAUCAAAAUCUGCUGAAGUCCGUCCAGAAUAUUUUGGUGUGAGGAAAAUGCCAAACUCGUGCAAUUUAAAAAGCUACCACCCUGGACGUGGGGACGUGCUGCCCCCUAUCAGUGGCGGCUGGCCCCGCCCCUGCUAUCAGCAUCCCCGGCCAGUGAAGCGGAGCUGGGAGUCUGGAGGAGGAACAGGAGCAGGCAGCACAGAGUUCAGCGGCGAUCAUCCGACACUUAGCUAGAGCUGCUCCCCAGGCAGUGGCGGUGGUGAUGAUGGCGGCGGCUGUAGAGAGAGGAGGCGUCCGGGCCGCUUUCCUGAACCCGGGCAGCGGCGGUGGUGGCGGCGGAGGACCGGCACCCACGGCGCUCCCGACCGGAGCGUUAGCCGGGGCUGUGGUCCUGGGCUCGGGCUCCGGCAGCAUGCCUGUGCCCAUGAACCUCUUCGCGACCUGGGAGAUUGACCGAUCAUCCCCGAGCUGCGUCCCGAGGCUCUGCAGCCUCACGCUGAAAAAGCUGGUCGUCCUUAAAGAACUGGAUAAAGAGCUGAACUCCCUCUCCAUAGCUGUCAAAAUACAGGGUUCUAAGCGUCUUCUGAGGUCAAACGAGUACGUCCUCCCACCCAGCGGACUGAUGGAGACGGAUCUGGAGCUCACAUUCUCACUACAGUACCCCCAUUUCCUGAAGAGGGACGCCAACAGACUGCAGAUCAUGCUGCAGAGGAGGAAACGUUACAAGAAUCGAACCAUCCUGGGCUACAAAACUUUGGCUGUGGGAGUUAUCAAUAUGGCCGAGGUGAUGCAACACCCGACAGACGGAGGACAGAUCCUCGGUCUCCAUAGCAACGUGAAGGAGGCGCCAGUGCGUGUGGCGGAGAUCAGCGUGUACUCUCUGUCCAGCCAGCCCAUCGACCACGAGGACGGCAGCGGCCAAGCUGGCCGCAAGACCAAAACGUCAGACCGCUCCCCAGACAUGGACAACUACUCAGAAGAUGACGACGACAGCUACUCUUCAGAGCAGGAAGCCAGCGAUGACGCCGUUCACGGCCAGGAUCUUUACGACGAAGACGAUGAGGUCAGGAAGCCCAAGAAAGCUCGCAGGAAAAUGAUCCGGACCACGUCCAUGACCAGGCAACCUAACUUCAAGCAGAAAUUCGUGGCCUUGCUGAAGAGGUUCAAGGUGACGGACGAGGUGCUGGACUCUGACCCAGUAGACCAGACCCAGGAGGUGGAGGAGGAUCUGGACUUACUCUACGACAGUUUGGAGGUGUACAAUCAGAGUGACAGUGGGCCCGAGAUGGAGGACAACGAGAGCGUCCUCAGCACUCCCAAGCCCAAACUCAAGCCAUUUUUUGAAGGGAUGUCUCACUCCAGUUCUCAGACUGAGAUUGGAAGCAUACACAGCCAAAAAAGCCAACAGAGAGAGCUGUCGUGUCCCAGUGGAGACUUCCUGACUGUGGACAGAUGUAAGGUGCAAGGCGGACGAUAUCAGGAUGACAGCAUCGCGGACACAACCGCCGGGGAGCCAGAGGCAGAAGAGAGUGGGCUAGGGCCAGGAGAGGUGAGCAGCUGGGAUGUGAACACUGAACGGAUUACCAGCACUGUUGGCAAGCUCUGCAAGACGGAGUCCCAAAACCACAUGUCUCCCAGUAAAAUGGAGAACAGGCUGCAGAGACGUCCUCGCAGCACCUCCAUGAAGGACAGGCAGAACUCAAAGGCCCAGAGCGACCGGACCAGCAGCAUGGAAAGCGAGUGCUCCCCAGACUCGCGACUCAUCGCGCAGGUUCCCAGGAAGUCUGUGUACGACCAGCUGAACCAGAUCCUCAUCUCUGAUGAGCGCCUGCCAGAGAGCAUCAUCCUCAUCAACACUAUGGAGUGGCAAGGACAGUAUGUGGCCGAGUUGCUCCAUGAACAGGCCCAGCCCAUUGUGUCCACCUGCUCUGCUGCCGAUGUUCAGGCUGCCUUCAACACCAUCGUUACUCGCAUCCAGAGAUUCUGCAACUGCAACGCGCAGACGCCACCCACGAUGAAGGUGGCGGUGGCAGGUGACCAGAGUUACCUCAGCACCAUCCUGAGGUUCUUUGUGGAGCAGCUGGCCAACAAGACGCCCGACUGGCUCAGCUACAUACGCUUUCUGGUGAUCCCCAUCGGUUCCCACCCCCUGGCCAAGUACGUGGCCUCCUUCGACAGCCGGUUCAACAGCAUCUUCAUGGACACCGCGUGGAGGGAGCUGUUCUGCAGGACAGAGCGGCCCGCCUCAGAUAACAUAGACGUAGCGGGACGGGUCGUUCAGUAUCUGGCCGGUGCCAACGUGUCCCACCAGUUCCCCAUCUCAGAAGCCAUGCUCACCUACAAACAGAAGAGGAAAAGAAGCUUGUAUUUUGAUUUUUAUAUCAGCCCUGACGAGGACUCGUGUCAGAAAUUCGUGCCCUUUAUUGGGGUUGUGAAAGUGGGAAUCGUGGAGCAAAGCCUCUCCACCUCAGUGGACUCAGAUGAUGCGAUGGGUGGCAACACAAGCAUCCUCUCCUCGCCAACGCCCCCGUCGGCUGGUCCGUAUGGGAAGGAGAUUGGGGGCACCCCGCCACAGUCUCCCUCCGUGUCCACCGCCCUGUCUGGAGCUGGCUCUCCGUGUUCGGGCAGCGAGGUGAUGGGGCUCCAGGUGGACUACUGGACGUGGCAAGGCCCAGAGAAGAAAAAAGAGGGCGAGAAGAGAGACGUGGGACUGAAGAACACCCUGAAGAGUAACUUCCGUUCACUGCAAGUCAGCCGGCUCCCCUGUGGAGGAGAGCUCACCCCUCCACCGAGCAUGGCCAUGACUGUAGUCACCAAGGAGAAGAACAAGAAAGUGAUUUUUCUCAGCAAGAAGCCGAAGGAGAAAGAGCUGGACUCUAAGAGCCAAGUGAUUGAUGGCAUCAGCAGGUUGAUCUGCACAGCCAAGCACCAGCACACCAUGCUGAGAGUCACCAUUGACGGAGUGGAGUGGAAUGACGUCAAGUUUUUCCAGCUCGCUGCCCAGUGGCCAACGCAUGUCAAGCACUUCCCGGUGGGAAUCUUUGGUUACACGAAGCCUGUGUGACCCCGGCCCCCCGACCCCAACCCCACCCCUCCCUCCCUCCCCGCAACUCAACCACCAGACUCUCCGCUGCACUUGUUUCACCGAGAGGCUUCAGAGGAGUAGAGGAGGAGCCGAAAGGCCCCCCCCCCACGCCCGGCAGUAAUAGUUUUCCUGUGGAAAUCUUACUGACUCACAACCACGUGUUCAACACACAAAAUUUUCAUGUCGUCUAUUGGAUGUUUUUAAUGUCGUUGGGUGUUGUUGUUUUGUUUUUUCUUUCUUUCUUUCUUCCUUUCUUUUUUUUUUACACACUACAAAACGAACAAGUACUAUUUUGUAAGAUUUGUGCUACCGCCUCAGAAGUAUUUUGAGGUUUUUUGACAAUUUGCCACAUUUCGAUAAUGGCAGCUGUGUUUGCACUUUGUUUUUCUUCUUUUUUUUUUUGUUAACAUUUUAUUAUUUCUGUGAAAUCCUACAUUUAUUGUUACUCUAUAGACAAUGGAGGAGUGUGAUGGUGACGUGCAGUGGCGUGCGUGAGAUUGUCGGAGACCGUGUCCGUGUUUGUUGUUGAAAGUUGGAAUAUUGCUGUGAAUCUAGAUGGAAUCCUUCUCUUCGAACUCAGUGCUCACUUUUCUUACUCGUCCCUUUACUUUCUCAGAAAGUUUUAUAGGAAGGAACAUUAAGUUCACUUUGCCUCGUUGCUUUUAAGCACACUGUGUACCUGACAUACGUUUAAAAAAAAAAAAACAACAACAACAAAAAAAAAACAAAAAAACAAGCAAGGUAUUUGAAGGUAGCUAUGAUGAAUGUAGCUAUGACACAUUUGUAACAUGUUCAUGGAGUCAGUUCAUUAUUGUUAAGUGCUGAUGUUUUUGUAUUGGUGUUAGUGUACAUUCAGACUGUACAGUAACAACCACUUAGAAGCAGGGUAACGACUUAUUUCAACUCCCAACAGCUGAAUGCCAAAUUUAGUUGCGACUGUAUGAACUGUCGUCUUGUUUUUUUUUGUUUUUUUCCCCACAGUUUCACAGCUGCAGUUUCCACCUGUGUUGUAAAUUUUGGCCGCCUCGGAUUAAUGUCAGGCCGCAGCAGAGCUUUAUUCUGGUGAACGGGGGGGCGUCUCGCAGACCUGCAGUAACUUAGCAAAAAUACUGGACUGUGCAGUGAUGUGCCAAAGUCAGGUCUGUCUGACGGCCCAGUCCCAGGAGCUCUCGGCUCGGCCAAACUUGGUGUGAAACUGAAAACUAAAAAUUGUACAUGUGUUCGUGGUCUCCAUGGAGGUCAGUAUUAAUAUUACCGAGUUUUUAUUAAUUGUGAUAAAUGUACCAGUUAGCGCUUCUCAUUUGGCCAAACGUGUAAAAGCAUUUACAAGAGGGGUGCGAAUCCUAAAAUGAGCAAAUUAACCUAUGUGUCCUUUUUUUUUUUAAAUAGAGCUUCUGGACAUGCAAAUAAUACCGGGCCUAAAACGCGCCGAUUGGGUUUGCGCUUCGGUAUCGUGUUACGGGAAAAUUACAAAUGAGUUUGACUGACUUGAAACAUGCUCCGACGGUAGAGUCGAGCGCAAUGCAAGUGCUGAGAUGCUUUUAAAAUACGACGACAAGUGUAUGGAGUCUCGCCAGAUGUCCAAGUCACUGCCUAUGUGUGUCUGUGUAGGUGUGCUCUUACGUGUGAUGGUACUUCCUGAAUAGUGUUACGUGAAACUUUUGCAAUAGGAAACCUUUGGACAAAGGGCCUUCUGUAUGAGUUUGUUGCUUUUUUUUCUAUAAAGUGAAGACUUACGAGCUUUGAUAGGCUGGCUUUUGUAGUAUUGUAUAUAAAUAUAUACAAAUUAUACUAUUAUUGUGAAUCCCCCUUGUCCCCGAUCCCACUAAAUUGAAAGCACAAAUGGUGUACCUUUAUUUCUUGACAUAAAUGCCAAAUAUAUUUCCCAAACUCUUAACUAUGAAGUUGUACAAUGCAAACACUAUUAGGUAUGUCAUUGCUCAUACAUUUCCCUCACUUUGUAAUGCACUUUCAUGUGGUUUUAUUCACAUUGUAGCUCAAAUUGGGACACACUUUGAGAGAUAAAGUGUGAUAUUUGAAAUGUAAACCACUACCUAUAGUCAAGAGAAGGCUGAUGUUCUUUUUUUGUUUUUAUUAAAAAGAAAUAAAAUAUGGACGAUGUGUUUAUGUUGACGGGUUCAAGUGCCCUGUGAGGUCGGAGGAACCAUUAAGGUCGCCUGUUACCUAAUGUUUUGCCACUUAAAUGUUUUAGAAGUUAUAUUUUUUUUGCGGCUGCCACCAUACGUGUCUGCCUGCGAAUGUUCUGUCAGGUUUUUCCUCUCCUGUUUUUUAUUUUUUUUGAAGGGUUCACCAUCUUCUCUCAGUCGGGAGCUCAGCUGGCCCUUACUCAUACUGCGCCGAGUGUUAACCAGGGCAGAGUUGUUUGGGGGAAUUUGUCGCGCAGGUCGGCCUUUGAGAUACUAAAUGAAACGUACUUCGAUGCGUCCGACCUCAAGGUUUCUUGUUGUUUCUUUUGCCCUAAAUCCAGAGGUAGCAUGGGGGUGUUUUACAAGGCUGGAUCAAUGAGCAGGCAUGCUCACCCCGUCACCACAACUUAACACAGAACUAACCAACGUCAGUGUUAACUCCCUCAUUACCGGUCGAACUCCAGUUCCAUCAUGCCAUCUCAUUGCUCCUGUUACUUGAAAUGCCGCCCAGUGUCUUUGCACAAACCCUAUUUUAAAUGACAUGACAGUAUUUUUAAAUUUACCACUAAAAAUAUGGGUUACUCUGCAUGUUUUACUAUAGUUGUAAAUAUGUUUUGGAUUUUUAUAUUGUUUUGUUUCUUUCCAUGCUCUCACAAGCAGUUGUGUUUAAUAAAAUUUUUAAUCUUCUGUACAAACA
Mugil cephalus (flathead mullet) is the source of this 6268-nucleotide messenger RNA. RefSeq names its product phosphofurin acidic cluster sorting protein 2. NCBI's taxonomy places the organism in Eukaryota, Metazoa, Chordata, Actinopteri, Mugiliformes, Mugilidae. Bases 602 to 3403 code for a protein of 933 amino acids. Gene Ontology annotation, biological process: protein localization to plasma membrane. Gene Ontology annotation, molecular function: transmembrane transporter binding. The transcript has 25 exons. The record is from RefSeq and is a predicted model, not a curated record.